ACAAGCUGUCACUCAAAGGUUUGUUUAUUUAUAUGGAAUCGUUCACGAAAGGGACAUAACCCACCUUGGACAUAACCAAUGUUUGACAUAGCUAUCGUGUUUACAAAUGACAAUGACAGCAAGGGCAGUGACCACGUGUGCGUCAAUGCCAGAAUGGUCUGGUUUUGCAUGGAGGUAUGACCCUCUGCAAGCUGGAAGCAUUGAUGGGACGGACAGUGAGCCCCAUGACAAGGCUAUCAUAAGAGCUCUUGAAGCAACGUACAUUCCAAACAAAAAUAUUGAAGGUAACCCUGCUAACACCAUUUUUGUGGCAAGGUUGGCAAAGGAAACUACAAGCAGUACGAUUAGAGAGGUGUUCUCAGAAUAUGGAUCCAUUCGCAGGUGUACCAUUGUGCGAGACCUAGUCACAGGGUAUUCCAAGUGCUAUGGUUUUAUUGAGUAUGAACAAACUUCUUCAGCAUCAAAAGCAUACCGGAAAGCAAAUAGGAUGGUAAUUGAUGGAAAGAAGGUUUUUGUUGAUUUUGAAUGUGAGAGGCUGCUAGAGGGAUGGAAGCCACGUCGAUUAGGUGGUGGCUUUGGAGGGAAGAAAGAAUCUGGGCAGCUUCGCUUUGGAGGAAGAGAUAGACCAUUCAAAAAACCCAUUGCUGAGGAGGUAGAAGAAGGAAAAUUGAAAAGACUAAAUGCGGAAAGAGAUAGAGACAGGAAAAGAGACCGGCGUUGGGAUCUAGAGGAAAAACUGAGGUCCCUUGAGGAGCAGAGGAAAAUACAGUGGGGGUACAGGACCUGGGACAGGAAGAGGGUGUGGCAGGGGACAAAUGAUGGGAAACCAGAAGAGUUGAGGGACAGGGAGGAGGGAGUGGUGGGUAGAAAUACUGGUGGGAAAGACAAAUGGGUGAGAAGAGACCACUGAGCUGAUGUGGUGAGAAACGGGGGCCUGGAAGCAGGUGGGAAUGCUGCUGAGGGGCUGGAAGAGGGCGGGAAAGGAUUUGUUACAGUAGAGAUGGAGAGGAAAAGGGGGGAAGAGGUGGACGUAGUGAGGAGGAAGAAAUUGUUGGGGAGAAGCGAGAUUGCAGGAGUAGAGGAGGAAAAAGGAGAGCGGAAGAAAAUUUUCAUUAUUUGGGACUCAAUGAUGAGGGGAGUUAGGGUUAGGGGUCAUGGGGAGGAGGUGUACAGAACAUUCAGGGGCGGAAGGAGAUUGAGGGACUUGACAGAAGUGGUAAGGAGCAUGAGGAGGGAAGGAAAUGUGAGGUCAGUGAUAAUACAGGGCGGAACUAACGAUGUAAUUUAUGCGGAUGGAGUAGAGCAUGUGAAGGAGGGAUUGGAAAACCUUGUGAGGGAAAUAAGAAAGAAAUGGGGCCAGGAGACGGGACUGGUAGUGCAUGGGGUUCUCCCAAGGAAAGGAGUCCCGGCAGGACGGAUAGAGCAGGCAAACAGGGAGAUGAAGGGAAUUUGUGAUAAGAUGGGAGCAAGAUAUGUGAACGUGGGAAAACACCUAGGGGAGGGAGAUGUCAGCGAGGAUGGCAUCCAUCUUAGUCAGAGAGGGAAAGGCAAGCUAGCCAGGUACCUGGAGGUGGAGGUUGUAAAAAUGCGUAG
This is a messenger RNA of Bacillus rossius redtenbacheri, 1593 nucleotides long. Its product is annotated as U11/U12 small nuclear ribonucleoprotein 35 kDa protein-like. Gene Ontology annotation, molecular function: mRNA binding; snRNA binding. The record is from RefSeq and is a predicted model, not a curated record. Gene Ontology annotation, biological process: mRNA splicing, via spliceosome. The transcript is spliced from 5 exons. Gene Ontology annotation, cellular component: precatalytic spliceosome; U12-type spliceosomal complex. Bases 107 to 910 code for a protein of 267 amino acids. Lineage: Eukaryota; Metazoa; Arthropoda; Insecta; Phasmatodea; Bacillidae.